GUGGUUUUCCUAUAUAAACUUAGUUGAAUCUUGUCAAAUUUCAACAAAUAAUUUUCUUGAAGGAAAAAAAAUAAAAAUAAUGGAAGGAACAAAAAAACCAACAAGUUCUUCAUUUACUUCUGAUCUUUUUGGUUCUAAGGAAACUUCUAAUUCUUCAUCUUCUGGAAUUUUUGGUUCUAUUUUCCCUCCUCCUUCUCAGGGGCAUGGAUCAGUGAAUUCCGAGCAAGCGAAGCAAGAUUCUGUGAUUCAUGCAAGAAAUGCUAAAGGAAGUACUCCUAACAAUGAAGCUUCCAGCCAGGCCGCACAAAACAAGCAGCCUAGUUCGUUUUAUCAGAAUGAGAAAGUACAGCCAUGCCAUCUUAGCUCAUCGAUAUACUACGGGGGUCAAGAUGUCUAUUCAUUUCCCCAAAAUAACCAGAACUCUACAUACACAACUUUCAACAAAGAUAAUGGAGAAGAUGAUUCCGGAAGUGCGUCUCGAGGGAACUGGUGGCAAGGGUCUCUUUACUACUAAGAGCUGACCACCAAAUAGCAUGGAUGUUACAUAUACUCAAGGAAGUUAAAUAUAUAUAGAGAAGCAGUUAUCUACCUCAAUAUUAAAGGAGGACGAUUACUAGUAAUUAGCUAAAUAUAUAAACCACUAGUUGGUUGGACUUUACAGAUUAUUAUAAUUAUUAGUAUAUGUAAUUGUAGUUAAUUAGUGUUUUUCUCUUACUUUCCUUGUAAAGGACUAUAGACCUUGUGCACUUACUUUUAUAAUGUAAUGUAAAGACGUUCUGUUUAGGAACUAUAGCUUACAACUUUUGUGCUUUGAAGACUUCUUUUUGGACUUCAAAUCCUUUUCUUUUUUGUUGAAGAAAAUAUGAUUUUAUA
Molecule: messenger RNA, 873 nt
Organism: Lycium ferocissimum
Lineage: Eukaryota; Viridiplantae; Streptophyta; Magnoliopsida; Solanales; Solanaceae
Exons: 6
Coding region: 80-514 (144 amino acids)
Source: RefSeq, a predicted model, not a curated record